Molecule: messenger RNA, 2001 nt
Organism: Elgaria multicarinata webbii
Lineage: Eukaryota; Metazoa; Chordata; Lepidosauria; Squamata; Anguidae
Gene: GPR27
Product: G protein-coupled receptor 27
Exons: 1
Coding region: 1-1158 (385 amino acids)
Biological process (GO): G protein-coupled receptor signaling pathway
Cellular component (GO): plasma membrane
Molecular function (GO): G protein-coupled receptor activity
Source: RefSeq, a predicted model, not a curated record
AUGGCGAACGCCAGCGAGCUGGCAAGUAGCAGCAGCAGCAGCAGCCCGCACCUGCCCAGCCCUGGCGGUCUCCUCAGCGCCUCUGGCCUCAAGCUCACCACGCUGGGCUUGAUCCUCUGCCUCAGCUUGGCUGGCAACGUGCUCUUUGCCUGGCUCAUCCUCAAGGAACGGCACCUGCACCGGGCCCCCUACUACUUGCUGCUGGACCUGUGCCUGGCCGACGGCCUCCGCUCCCUGGCCUGCUUCCCCUUCGUCAUGCUCUCGGUGCACAGCGGGGCCGGUGCCUGGCCACACAGCCCACUCAGCUGCAAGGUGCUGGCCUUCCUGGCUGUGCUCUUCUGCUUCCACGCCGCCUUCCUGCUCUUCUGCGUGGGCGUGACGCGUUACAUGGCCAUUGCGCAUCACCGCUUCUAUGCGAAGCGCAUGACGGGCUGGACCUGCUUGGCUGUGGUGUGCAUGGUGUGGACCCUCUCCAUGGCCAUGGCCUUCCCGCCUGUCUUUGAUGUGGGCACUUACAAGUUCAUCCGGGAGGAAGAGCAGUGCAUCUUUGAGCAUCGCUAUGUCAAGGCCAAUGACACGUUGGGCUUUAUGCUCAUGCUGGCCACUGUCAUUGCUGCCACCCAUUUGGUUUACAUCAAGCUCCUCUUCUUCAUCCACAGCCACCGCAAGAUGAAACCGGCACAGUUGGUGCCAGCCAUUAGCCAGAACUGGACUUUCCAUGGUCCUGGAGCCACUGGCCAGGCUGCUGCUAACUGGACUGCUGGCUUUGGCCGGGGCCCCACCCCUCCUACCUUGGUAGGCAUCAGACAGAAUGCUACCCACAGCCAGAUCAAGCGGCUGCUGGUCCUGGAGGAGUUCAAGACUGAGAAGAGGAUCUGCAAGAUGUUCUACAUGAUCACCUUGCUCUUCCUGCUUCUCUGGUCCCCCUACAUUGUGGCCUGUUACUUGCGCGUCUUCAUCAAGGCCAGCACUAUCCCGCAGGUCUACCUGACAACUUCUGUCUGGAUGACCUUUGCCCAGGCAGGAGUCAACCCCAUUCUGUGCUUCAUUUUCAACAAGGAACUCAGAGUGUCUUUCAGAGCUCGUUUUCUCUGCUGCCAAAGCAUACAGAAUACCCAAGGCACCAUUCUGUGUGAUCUGAAGAAUUUUGGGAUGUAGUUUUCUCUUCCUAUUUACACAAACAAGUUAAUAAUCUUUACCCUUUUUUAUGCACUUGAAGGAGACAUCUUGAUAUCUCCCCAACCUUUAGGUUCUAAGAGGGUUUUUAUGUAUGUGAUAGGGGACAAUUUGUGUGUGGGGUUGGGGUGGGUAAUAACACAUGGCUCCAAAUUUCUUGACUGCUUCUGGCAUUUCUACAAAAAACAAUUCUGACAUGGAUAAAAAGGCCAUAAUUUUGUGUUAAUUUUUUUUAAAACCCUACCAGUUUUGAUAAAUGCUAAGCAAUUUUAUUCCUGAUAUAAGAUUUGAUAAAAGGCCAAAAUGAAAUUUUAUACUGAAGUUAUUUUUGAUGACCUCAAAAUAUUGUAUUACAGUGUUUGUUUUUAAAGGGUAACCAAGAAAGGAAAACUACUGUGUUAAGAAGUCAGUUCUUGGUAGGGAGCUUUGGGGUUAAUUUUAUUUCAGUCCUUAAAGCCGCAGCGUUCUAACUUUGCCUGACAUAGAAACAUGGGAUGCAGUCCUAACCUACAUACUAAUCGUACUCAAGUUAUUAGGUCGUUUCCUAUUGACCUAAAGAGAAUUAGGUUCACUUGCUGUGAUGUAGAGCCAAGUUACAUUUUCUUGUUGCACUGUUCCUUUGAUAGUAUCUGGGGGCCCUUUGAAAAAUGAUAAUUUUAAAAGCAAAAUUAUCAUAUAUCAACUUUAAAAAAUGUCAGUAUCAGGUUUUUAAAGUACACUGACUUUCAUACUUUACUGGCUUUAUAAGAUGUUAUCUACAAACUGGAUAAUACUUGUACAUUUUGACUGUUUUAAUAAAGCACUGUCCAAUUUUCAUACAUGAAA